AUGUCACAUCAUGGAUGCCCGGAGAGACUUUCGAAUAGAUCAAAGGGCUACCAGGAAGAUGGACCGAGCCAGCCAACGAUGGAAGUGUUGGUGGAGACCCUUACGGGAACCGCGUUUGAAAUGACCGUGUCACCUUCCGACACCAUUUUUGCGAUAAAGUCUAAGAUAUUUAGAGUAGAGGGUAUCCCAGUAUCGCAACAGCAUCUGCUAUAUAACCUGCGGGAGUUGGACGAUGGCCUAUCCCUACGGGACCACGCUAUCACCGACGGGGCGAAGCUCCGCCUCGUGCUAGGGCUCCGCGGUGGGCCCGUGUCCACGCGCCGCCUGCCCCCACCGGAGCCCUGGCGCGAUAUAGAGAGGCUGCUACACUCUAACAGGGACGAAGGCGAGUGGGGCUCCAGCAACUGCAAGGCCACGGUGCUCGUGUUCCGCGAGGGCGAGCGCGUCAACCUCGUGCGCGUGCGCGAGAACCGCGACGGCACCUACUCCCCCCUCGACCAUGCCAAGUACUCGUCGAGCAGCGGCACGCGGCCCGCGGCGCGGGCGCCGGGCGCGGGCGCGGCGGGCGGCGGCGCGCUGCGCGAGAACGCCGUGACGAUGGGCAAGAUGCUGGAGCUGCGCCGCCGCAUGGAGACCCUCUCCGUGCAGCGGCGCGCCGCGCGCGGCGUCGGUGACAAGCGAGACAUACAGAAGACACGAAGUGAGGAAACUUUAUCCGUCCCUAGUUUAUUAGAUGAAGCCCAGGACUUCGGCCCCCGGACCUACACCACGUACGAAGACACCUUCACACCAUUGUACGAUGGGAACUACACAAGAUAUGACUACGAUUGUUCCUUCUCCGAUAGAUACACAUUACUGCCACCUAUCGGACGGACAGACUCUGACCAAUCAAUUCAAGACUCCAUAUCAGAUGAGAGAAUCAAACUGACUGAUGCAUUGUCUGGAUCGAUUUUGGUAAAGUCCAAGGCGAAUGAAGAAGCCAUUUUGGAGGAGUGCCUUGAUAACGAUGAGUGUUUAAGGCAGGACUCUCCGCCGUUGACUGCGAAGAAUUUGGCUCCAAUACCUGCAGCUGAAUAUGGCGGCGUAGUGGCGGGCGGCGCGGGCUGGCGCGUGGCGCGCUCGGCGUCGGCGCUGCCGGUGCGCGCGCCGCUCGGGGACGCGCUCUUCUCCUCCUCCACCUCCGACCUCGAGACCCUCAAGCGCAACAGGAUCUUGCCAGCUCUGAGCCGCCACCGCAACAGGGAGCACCUGCACCUCAGCGACGAGGGCCUGGACCUGUCGCGCCACGAGCCGCCGCGCAGCCUCGAGGUCGGCAGCGAGAGGCGGCAGAGGAAGAUAGACAAGAUCAAUGAGGACCGCAUCGGCGCCGAGGAGAAGGUGGAGAAAGUGGAGAAGGAGAAGAAGAUGAGCAGAGUGCGGUGCGGCCUCUGCAGGAAGCGGCUGAGCAUCGCCACGGUGCACCGCUGUAGGUGUGGCGCUGCCUUCUGUGCGCCCCAUCGCUAUGCCGAGGCCCACGGCUGCGCCUACGACUACAAGAGAGCCGCCCCCCUGCCAGACCUG
Messenger RNA from Brenthis ino (lesser marbled fritillary), 1560 nucleotides. Lineage: Eukaryota; Metazoa; Arthropoda; Insecta; Lepidoptera; Nymphalidae. The record is from the annotation of a GenBank genome assembly.